Salvia hispanica is the source of this 750-nucleotide messenger RNA. The record is from RefSeq and is a predicted model, not a curated record. Lineage: Eukaryota; Viridiplantae; Streptophyta; Magnoliopsida; Lamiales; Lamiaceae.
AUGAUUAUCGUGAGUGCUUUAGAGCGUCGAUACGAGUAUUUCAGGUUCAGGAAGGAUGCGAGUGGUAGACCUGGUCACACGAUCAUACAGAAGUGCACUGCCACAAUCAGGCAGCUGGCAUACGGUGGCGUGGCUGACAUGUUCGACGAGUACCUCCACAUCGGCGAGACGACUGCCCGCGAUUGUCUGAAGUAUUUUUGUGAGGGCGUUAUUGAGAUAUUCAGGGAUAUGUAUCUUCCGAAGCCUACCCCCGAAGACUGUCAGGCUAUGAUGGAUAUGCACGGAAAUCAGCAUGGGUUUCCGAGAAUGUUGGGCAGUAUAGAUUGUAUGCAUUGGGAGUGGAAGAACUGCCCCGCCGCCUGGAAAGGGUGUACACGACUGGCUUCAAAGGAGGCAUCGCGCAAGGAUGUGGAGCGGGAAUUUGGUGUGCUACAGGCUCGAUGGACGGCAGUGAAGGGUCCAACACGGCUGUGGUAUCCUGACUGCACCGCUGAUGUCAUGUGCGCAUGUAUUAUCAUGCACAAAAUGAUUGUUGAAAAUGAAGGUCCAACAUUGACUGAUUGUGCCAAUGAUGAUGUUGAUGCUGCUGAUCCAAGCCACGGCGUGGCCACCGCCAAUGUACAUAUGGGGAUACCUCAUGGAGACGCCAAUCGGGUCUGUGCAUUUGCUGACAUACGCCAACAAGAAGCCCAUAUUCGACUCCAGAAAGAUAUAAUUGAAGAGCUAUGGACGCGGAGGGGUGCACGCUGA